Bubalus bubalis (water buffalo) is the source of this 3237-nucleotide messenger RNA. RefSeq names its product COPI coat complex subunit beta 2 (gene COPB2). Gene Ontology annotation, molecular function: protein binding; structural molecule activity. Gene Ontology annotation, cellular component: COPI vesicle coat. The transcript has 22 exons. Gene Ontology annotation, biological process: intracellular protein transport; intra-Golgi vesicle-mediated transport; retrograde vesicle-mediated transport, Golgi to endoplasmic reticulum. The record is from RefSeq and is a predicted model, not a curated record. NCBI's taxonomy places the organism in Eukaryota, Metazoa, Chordata, Mammalia, Artiodactyla, Bovidae. Bases 248 to 2965 code for a protein of 905 amino acids.
UUUCUCCGGAGGCGCCAGGUCGGCUUGGGGCAGUUUGGAGGCCCUGUUGCCUAGGAAAUUGGGGCGGGGCUUAGGAAACCAGCCCUGUGCCGACUUUGCGCAGGCGCUCGCUCUGGUCUUUACUAUCGCGAGAACUCCUCCCGGAAGUUCCACGUCAGUCAGUCGCCUGGUCAGCGGGUCGGUGGGUUUCUCCAGGACUUCUUGGUCUGUAGCGAGUGAGGGCGCCCGGGCUCGGACCGACGGAGCCAUGCCUCUGCGACUUGAUAUCAAGAGAAAACUUACUGCUCGAUCCGAUCGAGUUAAGAGUGUGGAUUUGCAUCCUACAGAGCCGUGGAUGUUGGCCAGUCUUUACAAUGGUAGUGUGUGCGUUUGGAAUCAUGAAACACAGACACUGGUGAAAACAUUUGAAGUAUGUGAUCUUCCUGUCCGAGCUGCAAAGUUUGUUGCAAGGAAGAAUUGGGUUGUAACAGGAGCGGAUGACAUGCAGAUUAGAGUAUUCAAUUACAACACUCUGGAGAGAGUUCAUAUGUUUGAGGCACAUUCAGACUACAUUCGCUGUAUUGCUGUUCAUCCAACCCAGCCUUUCAUUCUAACCAGCAGUGAUGACAUGCUUAUUAAACUCUGGGACUGGGAUAAAAAAUGGUCUUGCUCACAAGUGUUUGAAGGACACACGCAUUAUGUAAUGCAGAUUGUGAUCAACCCUAAAGAUAACAACCAGUUUGCCAGUGCUUCUUUGGACAGGACAAUCAAGGUGUGGCAGCUGGGCUCGUCGUCACCAAACUUCACUCUGGAGGGACAUGAGAAAGGCGUGAACUGCAUUGAUUACUACAGUGGUGGGGACAAGCCAUACCUCAUCUCAGGAGCAGAUGACCGUCUUGUGAAAAUAUGGGACUAUCAGAAUAAAACUUGUGUACAGACACUGGAGGGACAUGCCCAAAAUGUGUCUUGUGCCAGUUUUCAUCCUGAGCUGCCCAUUAUCAUCACAGGUUCAGAAGAUGGAACCGUGCGUAUUUGGCAUUCAAGCACCUAUCGCCUUGAGAGUACUUUGAAUUAUGGAAUGGAGAGAGUAUGGUGUGUGGCCAGCCUGCGAGGGUCCAAUAACGUUGCUUUGGGCUAUGAUGAAGGGAGCAUUAUUGUUAAGCUUGGUCGGGAGGAACCUGCCAUGUCCAUGGAUGCCAAUGGAAAGAUAAUCUGGGCCAAACAUUCAGAAGUCCAGCAGGCCAACCUAAAAGCAAUGGGAGAUGCUGAAAUUAAAGAUGGAGAAAGACUGCCACUGGCAGUAAAAGAUAUGGGCAGUUGUGAAAUAUACCCUCAGACUAUUCAGCACAAUCCUAAUGGGCGGUUUGUUGUGGUGUGUGGUGACGGCGAGUACAUCAUCUACACGGCAAUGGCACUGAGGAACAAGAGCUUUGGGUCUGCCCAGGAGUUCGCGUGGGCCCACGACUCUUCAGAAUAUGCAAUAAGAGAGAGCAACAGUGUUGUAAAGAUAUUUAAGAACUUUAAGGAAAAAAAAUCAUUUAAACCAGACUUUGGAGCUGAAAGUAUCUACGGAGGUUUCUUACUGGGAGUCAGGUCUGUAAAUGGUUUAGCUUUCUACGACUGGGAAAAUACGGAACUCAUACGCAGAAUUGAAAUUCAACCCAAACACAUUUUCUGGUCUGACUCUGGAGAGCUAGUCUGUAUUGCAACUGAAGAGUCAUUUUUUAUCCUUAAAUAUCUGUCAGAAAAAGUCUUGGCUGCACAGGAAACACAUGAAGGAGUUACUGAAGAUGGCAUUGAAGAUGGUUUUGAGGUUCUUGGUGAGAUUCAGGAAAUUGUGAAAACAGGGCUGUGGGUAGGCGAUUGCUUCAUUUACACAAGUUCUGUGAACAGAUUAAAUUAUUAUGUCGGAGGAGAAAUAGUCACCAUUGCCCACUUGGACAGGACGAUGUAUCUCCUGGGCUAUAUUCCUAAAGACAACAGGCUUUAUCUGGGGGAUAAGGAACUGAACAUCGUUAGCUACUCCCUACUGGUUUCAGUGCUGGAGUACCAGACAGCCGUCAUGCGGAGGGACUUCAGCAUGGCCGAUAAGGUCCUCCCGACCAUCCCGAAAGAGCAGAGGACCAGAGUUGCACACUUCUUGGAAAAGCAGGGCUUCAAGCAGCAAGCUCUUACAGUUUCCACAGACCCUGAGCAUCGCUUUGAACUUGCUCUUCAGCUUGGAGAACUAAAAAUUGCAUACCAGUUAGCAGUGGAAGCAGAGUCAGAACAGAAGUGGAAACAGCUUGCUGAACUUGCCAUUAGUAAAUGCCAGUUUGGCCUAGCCCAGGAGUGCCUGCAUCAUGCACAGGACUAUGGGGGUCUGCUGCUUUUGGCCACUGCCUCUGGUAAUGCUAGUAUGGUGAACAAGCUAGCAGAGGGCGCAGAGAGAGAUGGCAAGAAUAAUGUGGCAUUCAUGAGCUACUUUCUACAGGGCAAGCUUGAUGCUUGCCUGGAGCUUUUGAUUAGAACUGGACGACUGCCAGAAGCUGCCUUCCUGGCACGGACUUACCUACCCAGUCAGGUUUCAAGGGUGGUGAAACUCUGGAGAGAAAACCUCUCAAAAGUCAAUCAGAAAGCAGCAGAAUCCCUUGCUGAUCCAACAGAAUAUGAAAACCUUUUCCCUGGAUUAAAGGAAGCCUUUGUUGUAGAAGAAUGGGUGAAGGAAACGCAUGCCGACCUGUGGCCAGCCAAACAGUACCCACUUGUCACCCCAAAUGAAGAAAGAAAUGUUAUGGAAGAGGCAAAAGGCUUUCAGCCCUCAAGAUCUACAGCUCAGCAGGAACUUGAUGGGAAACCUGCUUCUCCUACUCCUGUUAUCGUGACCUCCCAGACAGCCAACAAAGAAGAAAAGAGUUUACUUGAGCUGGAAGAUUUGGAUAAUUUGGAAUUAGACGAUAUUGACACAACAGAUAUCAACCUAGAUGAAGAUAUUUUGGACGACUAAAUAAUAUUUCCCGUUUACUCAACUAAACAGAUCAUUAUUAUGGACAGGUAUCAAUCGUCACCCUGACCACCAUGCUUUGGACUCUGAGAAACUCCUUACAUUUUUUAUAUGUAGACGCUGUCGCCCACUAGGAGCACAAUGCCCUCAUCUUCGGAGGAGUUUAUGUGCAGCAUCUAAAUCACUGUUCCCUUAUUAACUAAAACAGCUGUGGGCUUUGAUUUUUUUCAUACUGUCAUUGGACCGUAUCUCAUAAAAUCUUUUGAAUUAAUGAA